Messenger RNA from Cladocopium goreaui, 2235 nucleotides. The record is from the annotation of a GenBank genome assembly. NCBI's taxonomy places the organism in Eukaryota, Dinophyceae, Suessiales, Symbiodiniaceae.
AUGGGAACCCCUCUGGAACGAUUGUUCUCCAAAAUCUUUGUGGCAGCACACGCCCCUGCAUGGGCAGUUUGUUCAGCACAAAGGCGGCGGCCACAACGACCAGACAGCCAACUAGUUCCGGCAGAGAUCUUGGCAGAUAUCCCUGAGGUUGUGGUUCCCACUUCCAGUUUGGUUUGCCAUUUGGUGCACUGGGUUUCCUCCAAGAACCGUGAAUGGCCCUAUCGGGUCAAGGCAGCCUGCUGCUUGCGGGAUUGGCUCAGCCCCCUCAACGAUGGGACCGUGCCAGUGGAGACGCUCCAAGUUUCCUCAAAUCACAGAAUGCCAGUCGAGAAUGGCCAGUGUAUGAUUGAUAGCUUAGAGAUGAAAAGCUUCACAGCACUACCAUGGUGGGUAACCUUCCGGAAUUUCAUGGACGCAAUGGCACAGGAAGAAGCAGGACUACCAGAGUCUAAAAAACUCAUCAAGGGCAAUGUUGCUAGCCUGACAGUAGGCGAGCUGAUUUCUUUGCUUGCACUUUGUGAUGAAGACCCUCUUUGCAUCAAUUGUUGCCACCGCCUUGGCCGACAAUGUGCGGCGUUGAUGUCUGAGCAUCUUUACAGGUAUGCUGAACACAGGGGGUCAAACACUAGUCUGGUGGAGCAACAAAAAAAAUCAAACGUUCUGCAUGGAGCAGUGAAAGAACAAGCGGUGUCUCUUGUCCAGUCUGGUGUCAAAACGUCACUGGAAGAUGCGCUGGAGCACAUGGGGUAUCGACGCGGGCUUGCAGCGAACAUUUACCAGGACUACCAAAGUGCAUUGCUUUAUCGCCAUCGAAUUGACUUUGAGGGUGCCCGAUACUUCCAGGUUUUGCUGGACGGAGGGAAUCCCAUGAAAAAGAAGGCUGUGUACUUCAUCUUGUGUCAGCUCAGCUUGCUGGCCAAUCAAGCUUCAUGUUUUUGUCGCAAUGCUUGCCUGCAAGUUGUGCAUCUUUGUGCACAGGCUCAACUAAUGUCAGUUAGUGACAUUGAGAAAUCCUUCUUUGUUACAGGCCAAGGAUCAGACAGUGACUUCACUGGAGGAGCUGCGGGGUUCGAGGAGAUUGAUAGCACGAUGAGGAGAAUGCUCCAAAACCGGUUUCCCCAUGAAUGCCACGUCUUUGGUGACAUACUGGACAUCUUUGGGGAUGGGAGGGCUGCCUACAACCACCUCAAUAGCAUUUCAUCUUACAGAGACAAGAUUGCUUGGGCAAACCAAGUUCCAACAAGUAAGACUGCAUGGUGCUUUCAACAUGAUCAGUACUGUGACCUCUUCACCGGUGCCACACUUCGAUGUGGCGGUUUCCCAUGUCAAGAUUUUAGCCAAGCAGGGAUGCAACAAGGAACUUCAGGAAAGCAAGCCCCAGUUGUGGCUGCGUUUGGUAGAAAAACGAAAGAGUUGGCGAAUCCGCUGUUAACAAUCGAGAAUGUUGACCGUUGCCCCACCGACGUCGUUCAUGAUACAUUCAGCUCUGAAUAUCAAUGGUAUUGUGAAGCUUGCUUUGAUCCAGCUGCAGUUGGCUUUGACUGCAUCAGAAGAUCCAGGCUGUAUAUGGGAGCUCUUCACGAAUCUUCCGCAACAUGCGUGAUUGACCCUGGCAUCCUGCUACAGCAUACUAUGCAUUGUAUCGGGCGGGACCCACCUUUGAAGCCAGGAAUGCUCAUGGUUGCUGGCACCAAUGACUUCUGGCAAGAUUGCUGGCACCUGACAAGUGGCGACAGUGGCCGGGGCAAGAGGUCUUCAGACCAGCUGCUUCUGGCUGCAGAACAAGCUAGACUGGAUGAUUACGUUUCCAAGUUCUGGGAGUUGCCCCACACAAACCGAUGUGAUUAUUCGGAUUUGGUAGUGCACUUAGGGGAUUCCCCAGCUACAGGUUGGGUGACGUGGAGCGCCCGACAUGGGGUAAUGCCCACAAUCAGAAGAAUUGGGGGGCUGUACUAUGUUCCAUGUCUAGGCCGACACCUCACACUUCGAGAAAUGUAUUUGUCAAUGGGAUACCCUACCUAUGUUCAGUAUGUAGGUUACGAUGCAUCCCUUGCCUAUCGUGUUUUCACGCCACAAACAAGUUGGUGGGAUGCACGCAGAGCACUUGGCAACUCAAUGCAUGUUGCCCAGGUGGGGUGUUUUGUUGGAUCCCUUCUUUUGAGUUCCCGGUCGAAAGAAUCAGGGCUCCCAUUAAGCGAGCUCUUCCAAAUUAUGGACAGGAGCCUGUGGCAAUAG